This is a messenger RNA of Chara braunii, 3381 nucleotides long. The record is from the annotation of a GenBank genome assembly. Lineage: Eukaryota; Viridiplantae; Streptophyta; Charophyceae; Charales; Characeae.
GCAGACACAAUGGCAACCCCCCGUUCCCCGAUGAGUAAGACGUGUCCCGUAGGCGGCCGGGUUGUUCGUUAUUGAACAAGGUCGUUUUUACGUGUUGAGAUUCUCGUCACAAAACAUGCGGCGCUCACGCCGAAGAAACGGCAUUGUCAUUGCAGCGAGCGGUGUUGUCGUUCUCCAUCGCGCGCGCGCAACGUGCACAUUCUUCAUCGACGAGGCCGCGGAUGUUGCGCGCACAGCACUGGCGUCUGUCGUGCACAAUGUGCUGUCGUGUCCUAAUGACCUGCGCCAGGCACGCGCGCUCAACAUCCAUGGCCUCAAUGGUGGAUCAUGUGCACGUUGUGCGCGCGGGGUGGAGACGACACCAGCUUGCCCGGGAUUGACGCCAUAUUGGAUCGUCUCCAAUGCCGAGCGAAGCAGGAAUCAUGGGGCCUGUCGCGAGGAACGAAGGAGUGAGAAGAGAAGGAAAUACAGAAACCGUCUGGCCCAUCGCCAACCCAAGCAGGAAUCAUGGGGGCGAUCGCAUGGAACGAGCGAUAGGGAAGGAGAAGGAAACACAGUAACCGUGUGCACCGAUGUCUUCGUCAUCGGUUCCAUCCGUUCCCGCCACCUGAGACAUGUGCCACGACAUGAUGAUCAUCGGGGUGUUGAUGAAGAUGAUGAUGAUGCCGAUUGCAAUGCAGAUGAUGAUGAUGAUGAUGCUGACUUGGACGGUGGUGAUGUUGAUGACUAUGCCGAUGUCGAUGAUGAUGAUGACGAUGAUGUUGAUGAUGUUGUUGAUGAUGACGAGGAUGAUGAUGAUCAUGAUGAUGAUGAUGGUGUUGAUGAUGAUGACAACGAUGAUGAUGAUGAUGAUGAUGACGAUGGCGUUGACAAUGAGGAUGAUGACGAAGAUGAUGAUGCUGAUGACGACGAAGAUGAUGAUGAUGAUGAUGAUGAUGAUGAUGAUGAUGAUGAUGAUGAUGGUGGUGAGCAAGAGUCAUGGGGCCGCUCGCGAGGAACGAACGAGUGGGAAGCAAAAGGGCAUACAGAAACCAUGUGCCCCAAUUUCAUCGACAUUCGUUCCCGCCGUCCCCGCAACUUGCUACACGUGGCGCGAUGUGGCUGCUCCCAUGCGCCGACAAACAGAUUGCUGAGCCACGACGGAGCGAAGUGGAUCGUGAAAAAGAAGAAGGUCAAAAACGUUAAGCCUGGGGUCGCCUACAUCCACAACGACAAGUUGGGCAGAACUGAGGUGCUGUACAACGUCCCCGUGGACCCACCGAAUAAGAAAGGCAAAAAGGAGAAAGAGGAGGGCGAUUGGUUCGUGCAAGUGCCUGACCCGGAUGCGCAUUGUUGGAAAGCAAUGGAAUCACUCACGGACAAUGAAAAGUGUCGCAUUCUUAAGAAGGUGCUUACUUGCGAGGUCGUUUGGGUCCAGGCCGGCUCCCCAUCGUUGGCGAAGUUGGGGAAGCUGAGCGUGAAGGACAUGGUGCAACUGGUUAAGUGUGACCGCGUGCUGAUCCGGUUGUGGAAUUACUACCAAUUCAAGCACGAGAAGAGGUCGGACGCGGAUUGGAUCCAAAGGUACCCUUUCCUGAAAUCAAGGUCUGCAGUGUUCCGGAAGUUUGAAAGUCAGGGAUUGGAUGACGAGUUGUGGGAUAACAGCGGGAAACACGUUUCRGACUCGGCGUUGUUCAAGGACUGUCCGCCGUACAUGGGUUGCSACCUGGACAACUCGAUUGAGGUGACGGAGAAGUUGGCGGGACACAAGAAGUUKUCCGUCGACUGGAGAAACAAGGUUCUYUCCGUAUUGAAUGGUAGCAGACUAAAGAGCCGGGAGGUCGCCCUUGUCGAAGACAUUGUUCACAUUAAAUGGAAAGACACGGGGGACGUGACAUCCAUCRCGUCGUUCGCUAACGACCCUUUGGAGGUGGACAUGAGGGGCGCAGAGUUGAAGGAAGCAGUGACUGCCACAAAGAGCCACACGUCAAUUCGGGCGGGCACAAUGGUCGUGAAGCCAACACGGGAUAAGGUGUGGAGCAACAAGACGGAUAUGUGGUUCAAGUUGAGCGAGAGGAAGAUGAACAAGAUAUACGAUUUCUUAUUCCUUCAAACGCAGUCGAGGAAGGACUCUGACGUCGAGUACGUCCGCCGGAAGGACCACAUGUUCGCACUGCUCGACAACUACCACUUCGCCUCCCGCAUGAACGCGAAGACGUUUCUCGAUAGGCUGCAGUCGCUGUACUUCGUGGAGUCCGAGGAGCAGUUGAUGUUAGCCAGUUAUGCUUUUCUGAUCUCCACUGAUGACGAGGAAGGCACAGGUGUGGAGUUUGUCGCCAACGAGAAGGAGGAGGAGAGCGACACAGAGAGCAUUGACCUGCGGUACGACCCAUCUCCGGCGGACCACGGCAGAGGGUCGUCGUCGGCCGGUCCGUCACCGAGCGCUGCAGCCCUCGUGUCACCGUCGGCCAAACCGUCGCCAGGCACCACGCCGAUGAAGUUGCUGGAGAGACUCAGAGCUCUGGCCGUCCCCCCGCCCGCUUUGCGUCCCGGGUCCGACAUCCCGCCCGAUCAUCCAUCUUGGCAGGAUGACCACAUCCACUUCCUGCUAGAACCACAACGUCAUUCGCCUGAGCUGGAAUGGGGCCAUGACAUGGUGUGGCAUCCCGGAGUCAUCUUGAGAGUGGGUCAUGGCCGUUCUAAUCCCGGGCGCGGGAUGGGCGUCAUUCCCGAGCGAGUCGAAGUCCAACUUCCUGCACCUCGCGAGGAUUCCGCUUUGCUUGCUCUGGGCAGUUGCUCCGACGGAAAGUUGAAGUCUGUCGGGAUCCGAACUACGUCCGCUGAGGAGCCGCCGGAUCGGUCUGGAAUGCAAAGCCGCUCGAGGUCGGGGGAGCCAAGCAAGGAUCCCAAAAUUGGCAGUGUUGCGGCGCGGGACGGAAACGUGGGAAAGGUGUCGCAUGAGCAGGGGCGACAACCGCAAGGAUUGCAGCAUGAGGCUGCAGGGAUUGUCGUGCCGUUGAGAGGGGCAGCGUGCACGGAGACGGAAGGGCGGUCCUCGGGACUCAACACGGAUACCGCGGAAGGGGAUGAGUUUCCUGGAAGGGAAGUAGGGGAGAAAAUGGAGGAACGGAGGGGAGCGCAAGAAGGGGAGGAAGAAGGGGAGGAAGAAGGGGAAGAAGAGGAGGAAGGGGAGGAAGCGGGAAAAACGGAGGUACUUGAGUUGCUUGAAGGGAGGGUGCCGGAUCUGGAGACGACGAGGUGGAGCACAGUGAGGACGAUGCCAGAUCUGGAGAGUCGUCUGACAAGUUCGGACAACUGUACGGAGAGCAUCACGAGAAUGAUGUUGACGACGAUGCCACGGCAAUAGAGAUGGAGACACAGGUCGUUAGCAGCCUUUCCGCA